Manduca sexta (tobacco hornworm) is the source of this 1382-nucleotide messenger RNA. RefSeq names its product S-adenosylmethionine synthase-like. NCBI's taxonomy places the organism in Eukaryota, Metazoa, Arthropoda, Insecta, Lepidoptera, Sphingidae. Gene Ontology annotation, molecular function: methionine adenosyltransferase activity; ATP binding. Gene Ontology annotation, biological process: S-adenosylmethionine biosynthetic process. Gene Ontology annotation, cellular component: cytosol. The record is from RefSeq and is a predicted model, not a curated record.
GUUGUCAUCCACAACUGGCGUGCUUAUGUAAACACGAAGCAAUACGAAUAAUCUCAGUUUGCGACGAGUUCUGAAGUCUGAACACACGUGCUCGUGUUAUAAAAGAAUAAUAUUUUUCCGAAAAUAAAUUGUAAUAGUGACAACAACGGAUUUCUUCAAAGGCUGAUCCAGUCAAAACAAAGUAUUUUAACCAAUAGGAAGGCGUAAAUUGAUUGGCAGCGACGUUUUUAUUGGUGGAAACUAACAGCCCUGUGGCGCCUCUCCGACCUUAUAAAUAUCAGCGUGAGCGCGCGGCGGACCUCUUUUCCACAGUGUUAAUAUAGGGGGACUCUUUCGGGUUAUUUUUGUGAGCUAACUCUAAAUUCAGAAUGCCGGAGACCUCAAAAAUGAAUGGGUACGCAAAAACAAACGGACACAGUUAUGACAUGGAAGAUGGAUCAGUGUUUUUGUUCACUUCAGAAUCUGUUGGCGAGGGUCAUCCAGACAAAAUGUGCGAUCAGAUCAGUGAUGCCAUUUUAGACGCACAUUUGAGACAGGAUCCUGAUGCAAAAGUAGCUUGCGAAACCGUGACUAAAACGGGCAUGGUGCUUCUAUGCGGCGAGAUUACAUCAAAAGCCAAUGUAGAUUACCAAAAGGUUGUCAGAGAAACGGUGAAGCACAUCGGCUACGACGACUCGUCCAAAGGCUUUGAUUACAAGGCGUGCAGUGUCAUGCUGGCUCUCGACCAACAGUCUCCAAACAUUGGCGGUGUGCAUGAGAAUAGAAAUGAGGAGGAAGUUGGGGCUGGAGAUCAGGGGUUGAUGUUUGGAUAUGCAACAGAUGAAACUGAAGAAUGCAUGCCUUUGACGGUAGUGCUGGCUCACAGACUCAAUCAAAAAAUUGCCGAAUUGAGGCGAAACGGCGAAUUCUGGUGGGCUCGUCCUGACUCUAAAACACAGGUACAUCUUGAAUAUAUUUUUGCUGGAGGUGCAACUGUGCCACAGAGAGUCCACACCGUGGUGGUUUCACUUCAACAUUCUGAGAAGAUAACACUGGACCAUCUACGUGACGAGAUCAAGGAGAAGGUUAUCAAGGAGGUUACGAGUCAGUAUCUUGACAAUAACACUGUGAUCCAUAUCAACCCAUGUGGAUUGUUCAUCAUUGGUGGGCCACAGUCGGACGCGGGCCUGACGGGGCGCAAGAUCAUCGUGGACACGUACGGCGGCUGGGGCGCGCACGGCGGCGGCGCGUUCUCGGGCAAGGACUUCACCAAGGUCGACCGCUCCGCCGCCUACGCCGCGCGCUGGGUCGCCAAGUCGCUCGUCAAAGCCGGCCUCUGCCGCCGCUGCAUGGUGCAGGUAAUCUCACACACAUACUCACAUUAUUAAUGAAACACCUACUCA